Solanum tuberosum (potato) is the source of this 967-nucleotide messenger RNA. RefSeq names its product chlorophyll a-b binding protein 13, chloroplastic. The coding region runs from base 69 to 857 and encodes 262 amino acids. NCBI's taxonomy places the organism in Eukaryota, Viridiplantae, Streptophyta, Magnoliopsida, Solanales, Solanaceae. Gene Ontology annotation, cellular component: membrane. The transcript has 3 exons. The record is from RefSeq and is a predicted model, not a curated record. Gene Ontology annotation, biological process: photosynthesis, light harvesting.
UUGUGCAAGAAACUUAGUGAAAAUUGUGAGGUCCAAUUAAUUAAGAGAGAAAUUAAGAAAGAGAAGAAAUGGCAGCAACAGGCAGCUCAGCCACAGUUGUUAGAGCAACUCCAUUUUUGGGCCAGACCAAAUAUGCUAACCCCCUUAGGGAUAUAGUUCCUAUGGGCUCUGCCAGAUUCACCAUGAGUAAUGAUUUGUGGUAUGGACCUGACCGUGUCAAGUACUUGGGACCAUUUUCUGCUCAAACUCCUUCAUACUUGACUGGAGAAUUCCCUGGUGAUUACGGAUGGGAUACUGCUGGUUUAUCUGCUGAUCCCGAGGCCUUUGCCAAGAACCGAGCUCUUGAGGUUAUCCAUGGGAGAUGGGCCAUGCUUGGGGCUUUUGGUUGCAUUACACCAGAAGUUCUUGAAAAAUGGGUAAAAGUGGACUUCAAAGAACCAGUAUGGUUCAAAGCUGGAGCCCAAAUCUUCAGUGAAGGUGGGCUGGACUAUUUGGGCAACCCAAACCUUGUCCAUGCUCAGAGCAUUCUAGCAGUAUUGGGCUUCCAAGUAGUGUUAAUGGGCCUUGUAGAAGGUUUCAGAAUUAAUGGGCUUCCUGGAGUUGGUGAAGGCAACAAUCUAUACCCAGGUGGUCAGUACUUUGACCCAUUGGGCCUAGCAGAUGACCCAACAACUUUCGCCGAGCUCAAGGUUAAGGAGAUCAAGAACGGAAGAUUAGCUAUGUUCUCCAUGUUUGGAUUCUUCGUUCAAGCUAUUGUCACCGGCAAAGGCCCACUUGAGAACCUAUUGGAUCACCUUGACAACCCUGUUGCAAACAAUGCAUGGGUUUAUGCAACUAAGUUUGUUCCUGGAUCUUAAAUUUUUUACAUUUUGACUUCCUCCAUAAGAGCCUUUGUAGUUUGUACCACUCAAUCAUUCAUAAUGCAAAUAUUUGUCAAAGGAAAAUUAUUUUACAUACACUUGAACCA